AUGGAAGAUGGGCGACUUUGGUUGUCGAGCGCCCACGAAGAAGAGAAACUAUGGAAGUGGGCCUCGAAGAAAAUGAACAGGCUCACGAGUACGCCGACUCAAGCAGCUUUCGCUUUGUAGGGGUGAGAUUCUUAUUAAGUUAGGUAAUCUGAAGGAAAUUUUUCAGAUCUCCUACACGCUUGGGACAUAGGAGGAUGGAAGAUGGGCGACUUUGUUUGUCGAGCGCCCACGAAGAAGAGAAACUAUGGAAGUGGGCCUCGAAGAAAAUGAACAGGCUCACGAGUACGCCGACUCAAGCAGCUUUCGCUUUGUAGGGGUGAGAUUCUUAUCAAGCUAGGUAAUCUGAAUGAAAUUUUCCAGCUCUCCUACACGCUUGGGACAUAGGAGGAUGGAAGAUGGGCGACUUUUGUUUGUCGAGCGCCCACGAAGAAGAGAAACUAUGGAAGUGGGCCUCGAAGAAAAAUGAACAGGCUCACGAGUACGCCGACUCAAGCAGCUUUCGCUUUGUAGGGGUGAGAUUCUUAUUAAGUUAGGUAAUCUGAAGGGAAAUUUUUCAGAUCUCCUACACGCUUGGGACAUAGGAGGAUGGAAGAUGAGCGACUUUCUGUUUGUCGAGCGCCCACGAAGAAGAGAAACUAUGGACGUGGGCCUCGAAGAAAAUGAACAGGCUCACGAGUACGCCGACUCAAGCAGCUUUCGCUUUGUAGGGGUGAGAUUCUUAUUAAGUUAGGUAAUCUGAAGGGAAAUUUUUUUCAGAUCUCCUACACGCUUGGGACAUAGGAGGAUGGAAGAUGGGCGACUUUUGUUUGUCGAGCGCCCACGAAGAAGAGAAACUAUGGAAGUGGGCCUCGAAGAAAAAUGAACAGGCUCACGAGUACGCCGACUCAAGCAGCUUUCGCUUUGUAGGGGUGAGAUUCUUAUUAAGUUAGGUAAUCUGAAGGGAAUUUUUCAGAUCUCCUACACGCUUGGGACAUAGGAGGAUGGAAGAUGAGCGACUUCGUUUGUCGAGCGCCCACGAAGAAGAGAAACUAUGGAAGUGGGCCUCGAAGAAAAUGAACAGGCUCACGAGUACGCCGACUCAAGCAGCUUUCGCUUUGUAGGGGUGAGAUUCUUAUUAAGUUAGGUAAUCUGAAGGGAAUUUUUCAGAUCUCCUACACGCUUGGGACAUAGGAGGAUGGAAGAUGAGCGACUUUCGUUUGUCGAGCGCCCACGAAGAAGAGAAACUAUGGAAGUGGGCCUCGAAGAAAAAUGAACAGGCUCACGAGUACGCCGACUCAAGCAGCUUUCGCUUUGUAGGGGUGAGAUUCUUAUUAAGUUAGGUAAUCUGAAGGAAAUUUUUCCAGAUCUCCUACACGCUUGGGGACAUAGGAGGAUGGAAGAUGGGCGACUUUUGUUUGUCGAGCGCCCACGAAGAAGAGAAACUAUGGAAGUGGGCCUCGAAGAAAAAUGAACAGGCUCACGAGUACGCCGACUCAAGCAGCUUUCGCUUUGUAGGGGUGAGAUUCUUAUUAAGUUAGGUAAUCUGAAGGGAAAUUUUUCAGAUCUCCUACACGCUUGGGACAUAGGAGGAUGGAAGAUGAGCGACUUCGUUUGUCGAGCGCCCACGAAGAAGAGAAACUAUGGACGUGGGCCUCGAAGAAAAUGAACAGGCUCACGAGUACGCCGACUCAAGCAGCUUUCGCUUUGUAGGGGUGAGAUUCUUAUUAAGUUAGGUAAUCUGAAGGAAAUUUUUCAGAUCUCCUACACGCUUGGGACAUAGGAGGAUGGAAGAUGAGCGACUUCGUUUGUCGAGCGCCCACGAAGAAGAGAAACUAUGGACGUGGGCCUCGAAGAAAAUGAACAGGCUCACGAGUACGCCGACUCAAGCAGCUUUCGCUUUGUAGGGGUGAGAUUCUUAUUAAGUUAGGUAAUCUGAAGGAAAUUUUUCAGAUCUCCUACACGCUUGGGACAUAGGAGGAUGGAAGAUGAGCGACUUCGUUUGUCGAGCGCCCACGAAGAAGAGAAACUAUGGACGUGGGCCUCGAAGAAAAUGAACAGGCUCACGAGUACGCCGACUCAAGCAGCUUUCGCUUUGUAGGGGUGAGAUUCUUAUCAAGUUAGGUAAUCUGAAUGAAGCUUUUCAGAUCUCCUACACUUUUUGGACUGAGGAGGAUCUAAGAUGGGCGAAUUCGUUUGUCGAGAACCCACGAAGAAGAGAAACAACGGUCGUGGGCCUUUGAAGUGUACCAGUUCACGAGUACGCCGACUAAAGCAGCUUUCGCUUUGUAGGGGUGAGAUUCUUAUCAAGUCAGGUAAUCUGAAUGAAACUUUUCAGCACUCCCACACGCCUGCGACAGAGGAGGCUAGAAGAUGAGGGACUACAUUUUGCGAGAGCCCACGAAGAAGAGAAACUAUGGUCGUGGGCCUUUGAUAUGAAAAAUUUCACGAGUACGCCGACUCAAGCAGCUUUCGCUUUGUAGGGGUGAGAUUCUUAUUAAGUUAGGUAAUCUGAAGGGAAUUUUUCAGAUCUCCUACACGCUUGGGACAUAGGAGGAUGGAAGAUGGGCGACUUUGUUUGUCGAGCGCCCACGAAGAAGAGAAACUAUGGAAGUGGGCCUCGAAGAAAAUGAACAGGCUCACGAGUACGCCGACUCAAGCAGCUUUCGCUUUGUAGGGGUGAGAUUCUUAUUAAGUUAGGUAAUCUGAAGGGAAUUUUUCAGAUCUCCUACACGCUUGGGACAUAGGAGGAUGGAAGAUGGGCGACUUUGUUUGUCGAGCGCCCACGAAGAAGAGAAACUAUGGAAGUGGGCCUCGAAGAAAAUGAACAGGCUCACGAGUACGCCGACUCAAGCAGCUUUCGCUUUGUAGGGGUGAGAUUCUUAUUAAGUUAGGUAAUCUGAAGGGAAAUUUUUUUCAGAUCUCCUACACGCUUGGGACAUAGGAGGAUGGAAGAUGGGCGACUUUGUUUGUCGAGCGCCCACGAAGAAGAGAAAACUAUGGAAGUGGGCCUCGAAGAAAAAUGAACAGGCUCACGAGUACGCCGACUCAAGCAGCUUUCGCUUUGUAGGGGUGAGAUUCUUAUUAAGUUAGGUAAUCUGAAGGGAAUUUUUCAGAUCUCCUACACGCUUGGGACAUAGGAGGAUGGAAGAUGAGCGACUUCGUUUGUCGAGCGCCCACGAAGAAGAGAAACUAUGGAAGUGGGCCUCGAAGAAAAUGAACAGGCUCACGAGUACGCCGACUCAAGCAGCUUUCGCUUUGUAGGGGUGAGAUUCUUAUUAAGUUAGGUAAUCUGAAGGGAAUUUUUCAGAUCUCCUACACGCUUGGGACAUAGGAGGAUGGAAGAUGAGCGACUUCGUUUGUCGAGCGCCCACGAAGAAGAGAAACUAUGGAAGUGGGCCUCGAAGAAAAUGAACAGGCUCACGAGUACGCCGACUCAAGCAGCUUUCGCUUUGUAGGGGUGAGAUUCUUAUCAAGCUAGGUAAUCUGAAUGAAAUUUUCCAGCUCUCCUACACGCUUGGGACAUAGGAGGAUGGAAGAUGGGCGACUUUGUUUGUCGAGCGCCCACGAAGAAGAGAAACUAUGGAAGUGGGCCUCGAAGAAAAUGAACAGGCUCACGAGUACGCCGACUCAAGCAGCUUUCGCUUUGUAGGGGUGAGAUUCUUAUUAAGUUAGGUAAUCUGAAGGAAAUUUUUCAGAUCUCCUACACGCUUGGGACAUAGGAGGAUGGAAGAUGAGCGACUUCGUUUGUCGAGCGCCCACGAAGAAGAGAAACUAUGGACGUGGGCCUCGAAGAAAAUGAACAGGCUCACGAGUACGCCGACUCAAGCAGCUUUCGCUUUGUAGGGGUGAGAUUCUUAUUAAGUUAGGUAAUCUGAAGGGAAUUUUUCAGAUCUCCUACACGCUUGGGACAUAGGAGGAUGGAAGAUGAGCGACUUCGUUUGUCGAGCGCCCACGAAGAAGAGAAACUAUGGACGUGGGCCUCGAAGAAAAUGAACAGGCUCACGAGUACGCCGACUCAAGCAGCUUUCGCUUUGUAGGGGUGAGAUUCUUAUUAAGCUAGGUAAUCUGAAUGAAAUUUUCCAGCUCUCCUACACUUUUUGGACUGAGGAGGAUCUAAGAUGGGCGAAUUCGUUUGUCGAGAACCCACGAAGAAGAGAAACUAUGGUCGUGGGCCUUUGAAAUGUACCAGUUCACGAGUACGCCGACUAAAGCAGCUUUCGCUUUGUAGGGGUGAGAUUCUUAUCAAGUCAGGUAAUCUGAAUGAAACUUUUCAGCACUCCCUACACGCUUUGCGACAGAGGAGGAUCGAAGAUGAGGGCGACAUUCGUUUUGUCGAGAACCCACGAAGAAGAGAAACUAUGGUCGUGGGCCUUUGAUAUGAAAAAUUUCACGAGUACGCCGACACAAGCAGCUUUCGCUUUGUAGGGGUGAGAUUCUUAUCAAGUUAGGUAAUCGGAAAGAAAUUUUUCAGCUCUCCUACACGCUUCGGACAUAGGAGAAUGGAAGAUGGGCGACUUCGUUUGUCGAGAACCCACGAAGAAGAGAAACUAUGGUCGUGGGCUUUUGAAAUGAACCCCUUCUAAAGUACGCCGACCCAAGCAGCUUUCGCUUUGUAGGGGUGAGAUUCUUUUGAAGUUAGGUAAUCUGAAUGAAACUUUUCAGCACUCCUACACUUUUUGGGCGGAGGAGGAUAGGAGAUGAGCGACUACAUUUUACGAGAUCCUACAAAAGGGAGAAACGUUGGUGGUGGACCGAUUGAAGGGUAGUUCACGAGUACGCCGACUCAAGCAGCUUUCGCUUUGUAGGGGUGAGAUUCUUAUCAAGUUAGGUAAUUUGAAUGAGACUUUUCAGCACUCCUACACUUUUUGGACGAAGGAGGAUCUAAGAUGGGCGAAUUCGUUUGUCGAGAACCCACGAAGAAGAGAAACAACGGUCGUGGGCUUUUGAAAUGAAAAAUUUCACGAGUACGCCGACACAAGCAGCUUUCGCUUUGUAGGGGUGAGAUUCUUAUCAAGUUAGGUAAUCUGAAAGAAAUUUUUCAGCUCUCCUACACGCUUCGGACAUAGGAGAAUGGAAGAUGGGCGAAUUCGUUUGUCGAGAACCCACGAAGAAGAGAAAAAACGGUCGUGGGCCUUUGAAAUGAACCCCUUCUAGAGUACGCCGACCCAAGCAGCUUUCGCUUUGUAGGGGUGAGAUUCUUAUCAAGUUAGGUAAUCUGAAUGAGACUUUUCAGCACUCCUACACGCUUGGGACAAAAGAGGGUAGAAGAUGGGAGACUACGUCGACGGAGAAGAAUAGCGACGCUGUAUAAGGGACACGACCCCGCCAAAUUUGAGGACUAUGUACAAAGUAAGAUUUCAUUUCGAAGAGUUUUGGUUGUUAAAUAGUCAGCCCUAUAGUUUUGCAGAGACUCGAAGUAUCGAAGCAUCGCCAAGGAAUGGUUUUCGUUUUGUCACCACGAAAAGAUGUAUGUGGAAAACGAAAAAUAAAUCUGAACAGAAACUUCCUAGAACAAAAAAAAAAUUGAUUGUUCCCAUCAUACAUUGUAUAUCUGUGAUACUUUCAAAUUUUUCUAAUUUUAGUUUCCAUGAACCGAAAGUUCAUUUUAUUAUCUUUCAACUUUCUUUCAUUUUCAGUGGAAUCGGAACAAAAAAGAGCCGAGCCAAAUGAAGCCAAACGAAUUCCCCUGCACACAUAAAAAAUUUUAUGUGGAAGUUUAAUUGUGAUUUCAGGCUUUUUUUCUGAAUCUAGAAAUUAUUUUGUUCAGUCCUUUUAUAUUCAUCAUUAACUCGUUUCGACCCUCGCAAUUUUCCAAUUUUGUGUUGUUCCCGAACUAUGAAUUAUUAAUAAUAAAUUGAUUUAUAAGUUGUUCUUUUUGUUGAUACGGUUAUUCGUUCCAUUGUUACUCACCAAUUUUUGAGCUUACUUUGACGUUCAAAAAAAUUCGACAGAAGUUUUAGAUUAGCCGUAAAGAAAAGGAGCACGAGAACCUGUAAUUGGAAGUUCGGAAUCAGUGCGAAAUCCUCUUCUGUGUCGUUAUGAAGGGAUUGCAAAAAAAGAAAAUUAUAUAAAAGUAAGUAAUUUCGAGGUAUUUUUGCUUUUUUGUUUUCAUUCCUGCGUAAUUACUCAGUAUUCUGGAGCCGUGUUCACUUUAACUCACUCUGGAAAGCAAAAGUGAGAAACUAUUAACGAAUGAAAACAAUUUGGAAAUUUCGUUGAAAUGGAUCCAUCUGCCAAACUUCUGUUUUAUUCAAUGAGGUUUUUGUUCCAAACAAUGCGCCGGCGUCAUUUACUGAUUGAGGAGUCCUUUUCUGUCUGCUUUUCUGCGCGCUCUUCCUCUCGCUCUCGCCGUUCCCUCAUUUUCAAAGUCUGCGAUCGCCGAGAGCGGUUGCUCCUGAGCUCGCUCUGAAAUACAAGCGUUCGUGGGAAAAGGGACGUCUUUGAAUUGCGAAUAGUUUCAUGAUUUCUUUAAACGAACGGCUUUCAAAUCAGCUUUCAAGCAGUAGUUCAAUAACAAAAAUAGUUUUUAAUUUGGUGAGUGGGUGAAAAAGUACAACAGUCUAAGGUGGUAUCCAUGUAUUUCAAUGAAACUUUAGAAAAACAAAUCGUUCAACGUUCAUAAUGUCUCCCUUUUGAACUUCUACCUAAUCUCAUCAUCUUUUUUUUUCAAGAGAUGAAUUUCAAUUUUGCGGCUGUCAUUUACUCUUUGAACUGGUUGAACUUUGGAUUCGUUUUUUUUCAGAAACCUAGUUUUCUCACUUAUUUCGGUUAAUUUUUUUUCGCGUCAUCUCUGUCGCACGGAUUUGGUUCUGCAAAAGUAGGAUGUCAUUGUAGAGAGUGAGAUUUGGUUUUUGAUGGAUUUUUUUUGCGAAGAACUAGCUAGUAAUUUCGAUCUACCUUUUUGUUCACAAUUUCGCAAAAUUUCUUAAUUUUUAAUAAUAUUUUUUUGAAAAAGAAAAACCGUCUUGUUUAAAAACAGCACAAGAAAAAGGCGAAGAAAAAAUUAUUUUUGAAGCGAAGAAAAAUAAGAUAAAUCCUACGGAGUCUUCAAAUUAGAAGUAAUUUGAAGUCAUGAAUGUCUUUUUGGCUGGAUUCAAAAAAAUAAGCGCCUGUUGAAACCUCGUAGAGAGAACAAUGAACUUUUUUUCAAUAUUAAAUCUUAAAUUUGUUUAGUCACUGCGGAACUACGGAGAUCGACUUUUCAUGCGCAUGAGGCCCUGUGAAAUUAGAUGACUCCAGGACGUCGACCGGCACAGAGCCUACGUUAGGAAGAAACGAGGGUCUUUUGAGAAAGUGAAAAAAUACACGAGAAAAGUUUUUAAAAUGUUGAAAUGAGAUUAGACGCGCCGCCUAUUUUCCAAGUUUUGUCGGACACAUUUUUUUUUCCUAAUCUUCAUUUUCAACUUCUAUUGAAUCUAUUUUAGGCGAAUGAUGUUCACUGACCAGCCGCUUGCCCAGAAGGACUUCUACGAAACUAUGGACGUCAGUUUCAACUUUAGUGUUCAACUUUGAUUAAUGAGAUAAAUUUCAGGUGAAACCUCGAAAAGCAGAAGGGUUCCAGACUUGAGCUCCUUGAGAGAGCAGAUGAGUUCCCGACAACAACCUCCGCUCACGGAGAUAGGCCCUCAUGGCGGGUGA
This is a messenger RNA of Caenorhabditis auriculariae, 7617 nucleotides long. The record is from the annotation of a GenBank genome assembly. NCBI's taxonomy places the organism in Eukaryota, Metazoa, Nematoda, Chromadorea, Rhabditida, Rhabditidae.